ACUCCAAACCAACUUCAGGCUGCUCCGAGGAAACGUCCUGCGGGGAAUAGAGACCACGCUCCCGGGACCCACAGCUCCCUCAUCUCACCUGAAGCCCGAACAGCGUUAAGUAAAUAACAAUAAAAACAAGUUAAAAGAUGCCCGUGACAGAGAAGGACCUGGCGGAGGACGCGCCGUGGAAGAAGAUCCAGCAGAACACCUUUACGCGCUGGAUCAACGAGCACCUGAAGUGCGUCAACAAGCGGAUCGGGGACCUGCAGCUGGACCUGGGCGACGGCCUGAGGCUCAUCGCCCUGCUGGAGGUCCUCAGCCACAAGAAGAUGUCCAGAAAGUACCACCCGAGGCCCAACUUCAGGCAGAUGAAGCUGGAGAACGUGUCGGUGGCGCUGGAGUUCCUGGACAAGGAGAACAUCAAGCUGGUCUCCAUCGACUCUAAAGCCAUCGUGGAUGGGAACCUGAAGCUGAUCCUGGGUCUGGUCUGGACUCUGAUUCUGCACUACUCCAUCUCCAUGCCCAUCUGGGAGGGCGACGACGAAAAGCCGGAGUCCAAGACGCCGAAGCAGCGCCUGCUGGGCUGGAUCCAACACAAGCUCCCCGACAUGCCCAUCAACAACUUCAGCCAUGACUGGAGGAACGGCAAGGCACUGGGAGCACUGGUGGACAGCUGUGCACCAGGCCUGUGUCCGGACUGGGAGACCUGGGAUCCGGUGAAACCAGUGGAGAACGCCACUGAGGCCAUGCAGCUGGCUGAUGAAUGGCUGGGCAUCCCGCAGGUGAUGGCUCCGGAGGAGAUCAUCAAUCCCGGUGCGGACGAACAGUCGGUGAUGACCUACCUGUCUCAGUUCCCCAAAGCCAAACUGAAGCCCGGAGCUCCACUCAAACCCAAACUCAACCCCAAGAAGGCCCGCGCAUACGGACCAGGUAUUGAACCGACGGGGAACCGAGUGCUGCGUCCCGCGGUCUUCACCGUGGACACGUUCAGCGCCGGUCAGGGUCAGGUGACCAUCUACCUGGAUCACCCGGACGGCACCAGAGAGGAGCUGAAGGCGGAGCCUAAUGAGGGCAAGAAGACGUUCAGCGUCACCUACGUUCCUAAAGUCGUGGGAACUCACCAGGUGACGGUGAUGUUUGCGGGCCAGCCAAUUCCCAAAAGUCCGUUUGAAGUGAACGUCGACAAGGCGCUGGGCGACGCCUCCAAGGUCACGGCCAAGGGCCCCGGAAUCGAACCCGUGGGCACAGUCGCCAACAGCCCCACCUACUUCGACAUCUACACUGCAGGAGCCGGUACAGGAGACGUGACGGCCACGAUCAGAGACCCUCAGGGGCGCCAGAACCUCGUGGAGGUGAUGCUGGAGGACAAGGGCGACAGCACGUACCGCUGCACCUACCGGCCCACCCAGGCCGGCCCGCACGCCGUCGCCGUCACCUUCGGAGGGGUGGCGAUCCCCCGGAGCCCCUUCGGCGUGGACGUGGGUCCUGCGUGCAUGCCGGGGGCGUGCAGGGCGACGGGUCGCGGCCUCCAGCCGUCCGGGAUGAGGGUGAAGCAGGUCGGCGACCUGAAGGUGGACACCAGGAACGCCGGCAGCGGAGACCUGAAGGUGCUCGUCAAAGGACCCAAAGGCAUCGAGGAGCCGGUGAAGCAGAUCUCCAGUCAGGACGGUGUGUUCUCCUACGAGUAUUAUCCCAACAGCACCGGCAAACACACCGUCUCCAUCACCUGGGGGGGUCAACACAUCCCGAAGAGUCCGUUCGAGGUGUCGGUGGGUCGGGAGGCGGGGCUUCAGCAGAUCAGGGCCUGGGGUCCCGGCCUGGAGGGAGGCACUGUGGGUAAAGCCGCCACCUUCGUGGUGGAGUCCGUCGGCACCGAUGUCGGAGUGCUUGGCUUCGCCAUCGAGGGACCUUCUCAGGCCAAAAUCGAUUGCGAGGACCAGAACGACGGCUCGUGCGACGUCCGUUACUGGCCGACGGAGCCCGGCGAGUACGCCGUCCACGUGACCUGCGACGAGGAGGACAUCGAGCACAGCCCCUUCAUGGCUCACAUCGUCCCCGACAACAACGGCAGUGACCCGGAGAAGGUCCAGGCUUUCGGUCCGGGCCUCGAGAAGACCGGCAUCCUGGUCAGCCAACCUGCCGAGUUCACCGUCAGCGCUAAGGAUGCUGGGAAAGGACCUCUGAAGAUCACCGCCCAGGACGCAGAGGGACUCCCCAUGGAGGUGAAGGUGAGGAGCAAAGGCGACGGGCUGUACUCCUGCUCCUACACGGCCGCCUCCCCCCUCAAACACACCGUGGCCGUCACCUGGGGAGGAGUCAGCGUGCCCAACAGCCCCUUCAGGGUGAACGUGGGUAAAGGCAGCCACCCCAAGAUGGUCAAGGUGUUCGGUCCUGGAGUGGAGAGAACCGGCCUGAAGGCCAACGAGCCAACGCACUUCACCGUGGACUGUUCAGGAGCUGGAGAUGGCGACGUCAGCGUGGGCAUCAAGUGUGAAGCCAACAUGGUCGGAGACAAAGAGGCCGACGUGGACUUUGACAUCAUCCCCAACGCCAACGACACCUUCACCGUCAAAUACAUGCCUCCUGCAGCCGGGAAGCUCACCAUCAAAGUCCUGUUCACUGACAAGGAAGUUCCACAGAGUCCAUUUUACAUCAAAGUUGAACCUUCUCACGAUGCAUCGAAGGUCAAGGCCGAGGGUCCUGGACUGGCUCGUACUGGUGUGGAGAGCGGUAAGCCGACUCAUUUCACAGUGCUGACGAAAGGAGCCGGCAAAGCGCCGCUGGACGUCUCCUUCUCCUCCCCCGUCGAUGACUUCGACGUCAUCGACAACUACGACUACUCCCAGACCGUCAAAUACACGCCCGUGCAACAGGGGGAGCAGACGAUCACCGUGACGUUCGGAGGAGACCCCGUCUCCAAGAGCCCCUUCGCGGUCGGCGUCGCCGCCCCGCUGGAUCUGAGCAGAGUCACCCUGGACAACCUGGAAGGGAGACCGGAGGUCAAUCAGGAGCAGCAGUUUAUGGUGGACACCAAAGGUGCAGGAGGUCAAGGUCGUCUGGAGGUGGCAGUGAUGAGUCCCAGCCAGCGGGCGGUCAAGUGUACGAUGGAGCCUCAGCCAUCUAAAGCCGGCGUCAGUCUGGUCCGCUACACCCCGACAGAAGAAGGGGUCCACGCGGUCAACGUGUCCUACGACGGACACCCGGUCCCCGGGAGCCCCUUCCCCGUGGAGGCCCAGCUGCCUCCAGACCCGAGCAAGGUGAAGGCGUUCGGUCCCGGUCUGAAGGGAGGUCUGGUGGGUGACUCUGCGGAGUUCACCAUCGACACCAAGGGCGCCGGCACCGGAGGUCUGGGUCUGACGGUGGAGGGCCCGACCGAGGCCAAGAUCGAGUGUUCCGACAACGGCGACGGCACCUGCUCCGUCUCCUACCUGCCCACCGAGCCCGGGGACUACCUGGUUAACAUCCUGUUCGAGGAGGUCCACAUCCCCGGCUCCCCGUUCAAGGCCGACGUCCAAAUGCCCUUCGACCCCUCAAAGGUGGUGGCGUCUGGGUCGGGCCUGAAAAGAGCCAAGGUUGGAGAGACCAGCGUGGUGAACGUGGACUGUUCCCGGGCCGGACCGGGUCAACUCAGCCUGGAGGCCGUACCAGAGUCCUCGGCCACCAGUCCGACUGGCUCCGCACCAGCCUCUGGCGCGAAGGCGAAGACUGAGGUGGUGGACAACAAAGACGGGACGUACACGGCGACCUACGUGCCCCUGACCUCCGGCAUGUACACCCUGCUGCUGAAGUACGGGGGCAAGGCCGUGCCCGGGUUCCCCGCCAAGGUGAUGGUGGACGCCGCCGUCGACACCUCCAAGGUCAAAGUGUUCGGACCCGGCGUGGAAGGACAAGCCGUUUUCAGAGAAGCCACCACGUCGUUCACGGUGGACGCCCGCCCUCUGACCCGGCGGGGAGGCGACCACGUGAAGGCGGAGGUCAGGAACCCGUCCGGCGCGCUGACGGACUGCCAGAUCACCGACAACGCCACCGGGGUCUACAACGUCGAUUACACUCCCUUCGAGAACGGCGUCCACAGCGUCCACGUCCUGUACGACGACACGCCGGUUCCCAAGAGCCCGUUCAAGGUGUCCGUGACGGAGGGAUGUGACCCCGGCAGGGUGGUGGCUACCGGCCCCGGCCUCCAGCAGGCGCUGACCGGCAAACCCAACGACUUCAACAUCAUCACCAGAGGGGCGGGUAUCGGCGGUCUCGGCAUCACCGUGGAGGGUCCGUCGGAGUCCAAGAUGUCCUGCAUGGACAACAAGGACGGCAGCUGCAGCGUGGAGUACGUUCCCCUCACGCCCGGCCUCUACGACGUCAACAUCACCUACGGAGGAGAGCACGUCCCCGGGAGUCCAUUCAAGGUCCCGGUGACGGACGAGGUGGACCCCAGUAAGGUCAAGGUGUCGGGUCCCGGCGUGGGCUCCGGGGUCAGGGCCAACAUCCCACAAUCCUUCACCGUGGACUGCAGGAAGGCCGGCGUGGCCCCGCUGGCCGUGGCCGUCUCCGCCCCUAAAGGCGUGGCGGAGCCCGUGGAGGUGACGGACAACGGGGACGGGACCCACCUGGUGGCCUACACGCCGUCCGUGGAGGGGCCGUACGCGGUGGCCGUCAAGUACGCGGAGGAGGACGUCCCCCGCAGUCCCUUCAAGUUCCGGGUCCUGCCCACUCACGAUGCCAGCAAAGUGCGAGCCAGCGGCCCCGGGCUGACCAGCGGCGUCCCCGCCAGCUUCCCCGUGGAGUUCGACAUCGACGCCAAGGACGCCGGCCAGGGCCAACUGAGCGUGCUCAUCACCGACCAGGAUGGUAAACCCAAGCAGCCCAGUAUCCACGACAACGGUGACGGUACGUACAGCGUGUCUUACAUCCCCGACCGCGCCGGCCGCUACACCAUCGUCAUAAAGUACGGCGGCGACGACAUCCCCGCCUCGCCCUAUCGAGUCCGCGCCGCGGCAACCGGAGACGCCAGCAAGUGCACAGUCACCGGUCCAGGCGUGGGUCCCACGGUGACCAUCGGCGAGGAGCUGGGCCUGGUGGUGAACGCAAAGGCUGCUGGGAAAGGGAAAGUGAGCUGCGUGGUGGUUCAGCCCGACGGCAGCGAGGUGGAGGCCGAGGUGCUGGAGAACGAGGACGGCACCUUCGACAUCUUCUACACGGCGCCGGCGCCCGGGAACUACGUCAUCUACGUCCGCUUCGGGGGGGAAAACGUCCCCCGCAGCCCCUUCAAAGUCAUGGCCACUGAUGAGGUACCCAUGAUCCAAGCGCAGACGUCUGGACAACUGGCCUCCCCCCGAGCUGUGACGUCGGAGCCCAUCGGCGUCAAUGGAAGCGGCUUCAGGCCGUUCGACAUGGUGAUUCCUUUCUCCUUCAGGAAGGGAGAGAUCACAGGUGAGGUGCUGAUGCCUUCAGGUAAAUCGGCUCAGCCGGUGAUCUCGGACAACCUGGAUGGGACGGUCACGGUGCAGUACUCGCCCACCGAGGCCGGCCUGCACGAGAUGCACAUCAAGUACAACGGCACACACAUCCCAGAGUCUCCCCUUCAGUUCUACGUGAACCACGCCAGCAGCCCCAACGUCACAGCCUACGGUCCGGGUCUGAGCUACGGCGUCGCCAACAAGGUGGCCACCUUCACCGUCUUCACGGAGGACGCCUCGGAAGGGGGUCUGGACCUGGCCAUCGAGGGUCCCUCCAAAGCCGACAUCAGCUGCGUGGACAACAAGGACGGGACGUGCAGCGUCAGCUACCUGCCCACUCUGACCGGGGACUACAACAUCCUGGUGAAGUACAACAACAAGCACAUCGCGGGCAGCCCGUUCACCGCCAGGAUCACCGAGGACAACCAGCGCCGCUCUCAGGUGAAGUUGGGCUCUGCAGCAGACUUCUCUCUGGACAUCAGUGAGACGGACCUCAGCCUGCUGACCGCCAGCAUCGUGUCGCCGUCCGGCCGCGACGAGCCCUGCCUGCUGAAGAGGAUGGCCAACAACCACAUCGGUAUCUCCUUCAUCCCCCGUGAGGUGGGCGAGCACCAGGUGAGCAUCCUGAAGAACGGCCGCCACGUGGCCAACAGCCCCAUCACCAUCAUGGUGGUCCAGUCCGAGAUCGGCGACGCCAGCCAAGUCAAAGCUCACGGCGACGGCCUCGUCCAGGGGACCACCUUCGACAACGCCAGCUUCGUGGUCGACACGCGGGACGCCGGUUACGGCGGCCUGGCGCUGGCCAUCGAGGGGCCCAGCAAGGUGGACAUCCAGACGGAGGACUUGGAGGACGGCACGUGUCAGGUCGCCUACUGUCCGACGGAGCCGGGGAACUACAUCGUCUCCAUCCGCUUUGCAGAGGAACACGUGCCAGGAAGUCCGUUCACGGUGCGGGUCACGGGAGAGGGUCGUAUCCGGGAGAGCAUCACCCGGCGACAGAAGGCGGCGUCUGUUUCCAGCGUGGGGAGUGUGUGCGACCUCAGUCUGAAGAUACCAGCAAUCGACCUGCAGGACGUCACUGCCGAGGUCACGUCCCCCUCCGGCGCCCGGCAGCCCGCCGAGCUGGUCGCCGUGGGCAACGACACCUACUGCGUGCGCUUCGUGCCCACGGAGAUGGGCGUGCACAGCGUGAGCGUGAGGUACCGGGGCGUGCACGUGCCGGGCAGCCCCUUCCAGUUCACCGUGGGGCCCCUGGGAGAGGGCGGCGCCGCCAAGGUCAGAGCGGGAGGUCCCGGACUGGAGGGAGCACUGGCAGGGGAGCCAGCCGAGUUCAGUAUCUGGACGAGGGAGGCCGGCGCCGGCGGUCUGUCCAUCGCCGUGGAGGGGCCGAGCCGGGCGGAGAUCUCCUUCGACGACCGCAAAGACGGCUCCUGCGGCGUUGCUUACGUCGCUCAGGACCCCGGUGACUAUGAGAUUUCCGUGAAGUUCAACGAGCAGCACAUCCCCGACAGCCCCUUCCUCGUUCCCGUCGUCGCUCCGGCGAACGACGCCCGCCGCCUGGCUGUUACCGGCCUUCAGGAGUCUGGUCUGAAGGUGAAUCACCCAGCAUCCUUUGCGGUGCGUCUGAACGGCGCGCAGGGCAAGAUGGAGGCCAAAGUCCACAGUCCCUCUGGAGCUCUGGAGGAGUGUGUCGUCACGGAGCUGGAAAGAGACAAGUACGCUAUCCGGUUCAUCCCCAGAGAGAACGGCGUCCACGCCAUCGACGUCAAGUUCAACGGCUCUCACAUCCCAGGUAGUCCUUUCCAGGUCCGAGUCGGAGAACCGGGACAGACCGGAGACCCCGGUCUGGUCUCGGCGUACGGGGCCGGACUGGAGAGAGGCACGACAGGAAACCAGUCGGAGUUCACCAUCAACAACACCAAGGCGGGCCCCGGGGCGCUGGCCGUCACCAUCGAGGGUCCGUCCAAGGUCAAGAUGGACUGCAAGGAGGUUCCGGAGGGCUACAAGGUGCUGUACACCCCCAUGGCGCCCGGCAACUACCUGAUCAGCAUCAAAUACGGAGGACCGAACCACAUCAGUGGCAGUCCCUUCAAGGCCAAAGUCACAGGCUCUCGGCUGGUGAGCAUAACCAACGCCAGCGAGACGUCGACCCUGACGGUGGAUCCGGCGUUGAGGGCGUCCAGCAUCAGCGCCGUGCCCUGGCUGACCAACUCCGACGCCAGCAAGGUGCUGAGCCGAGGGCCCGGCCUCGGCAAGGCCUUCGCAGGCCAGAGAGCCAACUUCUCAGUCGACUGCAGCAAGGCCGGUAAGAACAUGCUCCUGGUGGGGGUCCACGGCCCUCAGGCCCCCUGCGAGGAGGUCCUGGUCAAGCAUGUGGGCAGCCUGCAGUACAACGUGAGCUACAUGCUGAAGGAGCGGGGCAACUACGUCCUGGUGGUCAAGUGGGGCGAAGACCACGUCCCGGGCUCCCCCUUCAACGUCAGCGUCCCGUGAUGCGCCAAGAAAAGAAGAAGAGGAAGAAAAAAAAAAAAAAAAAAAAACGCCGCCGCUGCCAAAUCCUCCCCAACCAUUUUGCAUCCCCUGUUUUUGAGCGGGCGACAUUAGUCGCACUGCGAGUUUACUGUCCAACGAACGAGGCGCUGAAUAAAGUUUGUGUACAUUUUUGCUUUCGGAUGUCUCGAUCUGCCAAACCACAAUAAUUUUAAAAAAAUGGAGUUAAAUGGAGACUCUGGUCUGUUAGUUGGACAUAUUUUCUGAAGGGAGUCGGGGAGGCCAAAUGAUGAAAUAUACAAUAAUCUGGCCUAAAGCUUGACUGGAAAAGCGAGAUCUCGUUUUUUUUGAUGCCCCUGAAAAAGAUUAAUUGAGACAUUUUGCUCGAUGGUGGUUCUCAUACUUGAGAUCGAUGUAGAAGCUCGAAAUCCAAACUGGAUUUGGGGGAAAAAAAGGUUUUUGGACCCAGCCAAACUUUUGAAAUACAAAAAUAUUUUAAAAAAAUAAACUGAAAUUACGCAGGUGAAAAUUUGACGCGUUUAAACUUUGACUUCCGGGAGGUCACUUUUUGAUCGUGAAGCUCUCGAUAACACACACAAAACAGUCUUAACAUCUCAAUUACAAGCAGACAACUGGACCUGUGGACCGACUACUGAUUAUUGAUUAUUGUUUUUUUUUUUUUCUUAGUUCCCAGAAUCCCGUGAUUGCGUAACGUCGCCACAACGAAUCAGUGACCGUUUAAAAAGCUGCUUUUUCCUGCACUGGACAACUGACUACUUAAUCACGUGCUGUAGUUUUCACAUGAAUAGAUCUGACCGGAGCAUUUGGUCAAAUAUGUGUGUGUUUUUUAUUAUUAUGUGUGUAAAUCCUGUAUAAAUCAUCAGGGUUUAAAUCAUCUCACCUGGAUCUUGUUGCCUAAUCGUUGCUACUUUUGAUACUUGAGGAUGUUUUUUUUCUAUGGGGGAAUAAAUAACUUCUCAUUUUGUAUUAAUGAAUGGGUGUUUUUUUAAAAAAAAUAUGAAACGAUACCCUGAGACGAUGUACAUUUGAUAAUUAAAAAUCAACUGGAAUUAAGGAGAUU
Molecule: messenger RNA, 9015 nt
Organism: Cyclopterus lumpus (lumpfish)
Lineage: Eukaryota; Metazoa; Chordata; Actinopteri; Perciformes; Cyclopteridae
Gene: flnba
Product: filamin-B
Exons: 49
Coding region: 138-7937 (2599 amino acids)
Biological process (GO): actin cytoskeleton organization
Molecular function (GO): actin filament binding
Source: RefSeq, a predicted model, not a curated record